AGAGAGAGAGAAAGGGAGAGAGACAGAGGCCCGCGUGCAGCAUUGAUUUACGCUCCAUUGACGCUUUAUCAAGCUCGAAGAAAAAGUCCGGCCAAUCAGUUUGCGCCUCGUGCACAGACCCGACAAUCCCCCGCGCACAGUGCGAGGCUGUAGGCUGUAGCACUUUGUUUCGCUAUAGUGAGCAAGUUGUUUGGAAGGAAGGGGACUAGUGGAGGAGCGCGCGCGCGAGAGAGAGAGAGAGAGAGAGAGAGCGAGAGACACAGAGAGAGAGAGACAGAGGAAGGGAGGGGGCGAGCUUGCAAAGGACAGAAGAGAGAAAGAAAGAGAGAGAGGGAAAGAGAAACAUCUCGUAAUGUCUCUCUUCUUAUUCUCCAUUUAGUGAACUCGCGGCGUUUCGCAGAUAAUGUCCGAGAAUGUCCAUUUCUGGGACUUUGAGCAACUAUUACGUGGACUCCAUCAUAAGUCACGAGAGCGAUGAACUCUCAACCCCGGCUCGCUUUCCCAGCGUCCAGUAUUCCAGCUCGAGCUCCGCCGCAGCCGCAGGCGGAAGGCAGCCCGGCGGAACGGAGCAUCCCGUUCCUGACUCGUACCCAUCAUGCAGCUUCCAACCGAAGCCUCCAGUCUUCUCGUCGUCCUGGAGCCCGUUCAGUCCACACCAUGGUGCCAGUGGCCUCCCUACUGUCUACCACCCUUACAUCCCAGCCCAGCACGUGCCCGCCGCGGACACACGGUACCUACGCUCAUGGCUGGACUGCGCGCCGCGCGGCUCCGAAUCUGUCCUGGGGCAGGGCCAGACGGGGCAAGUCAAGCUGGAGCCUCAGCUCGGCCAUCUCGGCGUCGAGAUCCCACCCAAAAUCGGCGGUCAGCACCAGCACGAGACCACCACGUACAUUUUGGAGUCGACGUCCACGGCGGCGCGCGAGCUAAGCCACCAUCAGGCCGCCAUCCCGAGAGCAGGGUUUGAAGAAAAUAAGGACAUUUGUGAAGUGAGUGAGGACAAAGACGGCCUGGAUCAAAAUGACCCCUCGGCCAACUGGCUGCAUGCGCGCUCCUCCAGGAAGAAGCGGUGCCCGUACACCAAAUACCAGACGCUCGAGCUAGAGAAGGAAUUCCUGUUCAACAUGUACCUCACACGGGACCGGCGGCAUGAGGUGGCGCGCGCGCUUAACCUGACGGAGCGGCAGGUGAAGAUCUGGUUCCAGAACCGGAGGAUGAAAAUGAAGAAACAGAGCAAGGAUCAACCCAAGGACUAGCGGGAAUCUCACUCGCGGACGCACAUACACAUCCAGACACACACACACACACACACACACACGCACACACACACGCACACACACACACCUGCUAUUUCCAAUUUGUUUUAAUUUUCAGCCACUACCACGUAAGCUUCAGUCCUACACCAAUCUAUACAACUGAUCAAUUGCUGUAUUGAUCUCUAACAGACUCUGAGGACUGCGCCGUGUUCACACUGAAGUCUUAAGAAGCUCGGAAACGCUACGUCUGGUGUUAGAAGGAGGACACUUUUGAACUUUGGAAUCAUUUAAGUUUGCAGUCAUGGAGGAUGAAAAAACUCAGAGACCAACAGCAAUUCUUCCUGGACCUCCUCUCCAUGAAAUGGGUUGGAUUCCAUAUAAAACUGCAGAUUGACCUGUUUGUUUGAUUAACUGAUAGCUCUUGUUUAUCCAACUUUUUCAUAGUUGUAUACGUUAUUAUUUAGGCUUUGAUAUUAGGCUGCAUUAUGAAAGCGAAGAAAGCAACAAAUUGAUAGGUGAUGCUGAAAAACUCUUUUAGUUAUUUAUUGUUUCGCCGCAGACAUCGGAGGCGCGCGGAAGUGCUGAAACCGAGGUUUCACGUGGACCAAUAAACAUGGAGCGGAGUGGGAUGAACACACACACACACAC
Etheostoma spectabile (orangethroat darter) is the source of this 1901-nucleotide messenger RNA. It is a transcript of the gene hoxb9a, whose product is annotated as homeobox B9a. The transcript is spliced from 2 exons. Gene Ontology annotation, molecular function: DNA-binding transcription factor activity, RNA polymerase II-specific; RNA polymerase II cis-regulatory region sequence-specific DNA binding. Lineage: Eukaryota; Metazoa; Chordata; Actinopteri; Perciformes; Percidae. The record is from RefSeq and is a predicted model, not a curated record. Gene Ontology annotation, cellular component: nucleus. Gene Ontology annotation, biological process: embryonic skeletal system morphogenesis; DNA-templated transcription; proximal/distal pattern formation. Bases 414 to 1253 code for a protein of 279 amino acids.